Haliotis rufescens (red abalone) is the source of this 3622-nucleotide messenger RNA. Its product is annotated as probable G-protein coupled receptor B0563.6. Bases 512 to 1744 code for a protein of 410 amino acids. Gene Ontology annotation, molecular function: G protein-coupled peptide receptor activity. The transcript has a single exon. Gene Ontology annotation, cellular component: membrane. Gene Ontology annotation, biological process: G protein-coupled receptor signaling pathway. The record is from RefSeq and is a predicted model, not a curated record. Lineage: Eukaryota; Metazoa; Mollusca; Gastropoda; Lepetellida; Haliotidae.
UCAGAUUGUUGUGACUUAGCUCUAUUUCUCCUCGUCAUGAAGAUAACACAAUGUGUUUGGAGUCGUGACUCACUUAGGGUUAAUACCCUUCAUAGAUAGCUCAUGAUCGAACAGGACAUGCAUCCUUUAUAUUAUCAGGUGAGUUUCAACAAUGACAUAUUGUCAAUUCCACAGACUGAACCUUUACAGGAGGAAUAUCGUCAAUUGUUUCUUGGUCUGUGUUUUCACUCGUGCCCCUGUUGGGGUUACGCUAUAUCAUAAACAGAUAAAGUAGUACUAAGCCUUACCAAGGACCAUGAAGUGGCCAAGGACACUGUCACAUUGACUUUUACGAUGUUACUAAGCUGCCAUGACGGUAGUGUCCUACAGCCAGUCACCAGUGGAUCAUGGAAGGCAUCUGCAGCAUCUUGACUUUAGGAGGGUGAUAACGCUGUUUGUGUUUCUGUGCCAAGUGGAAACAGGCUUGUCGGAUUCCUUUUUGGUCUGAUAUAGUGAGAUUCAGGUCUUCACGAUGGUAGUUCUGGAGAAUUUGGAGCACCUCGGAUCUAGGGGGGAGGAAGGAGACAUAGUUCGUGUUGGCCUGAAUGACGCUGUGGCAUUGAAUAUUGACAGUAUGGACUACAGUGCCAGGGUUGUGGGCUAUCUCAUUCUUGUGCCAUUUAUUUGCAUUUUUGGCAUAAUUGGUAACAUUGUGAAUAUUCUGAUCCUCCACAAGGGACCGUUCUCUGGAGCUGCGUAUGUGUACUUAAAAGGCUUGGCAUUCUAUGACAUGCUGAGUUUGAUUUUCAUUCUGCCAAUUUGUGCAAUCCGUUGCCCAGUGUGUUCUGUGGCAGAGCGCUCCUGGAGUGUUUACGAGGCGUACAUCUAUAUUCCCGUUGGUGACAUAUUUAUCAAGGCCAGUGUUGUGACAACGGUUGUCUUCACCAUCGAACGCUGUCUCAUGAUUUGUUUCAACAAUCAUUUCCGUUUUGAGGUUAAAAAGACAAAGUCGGCCAUAGUAACCGUUUCGCUUAUUGGUUUUUUUUGCACAGUGGAAAACAUUCCAACAUUCUGGAUGUAUCACAUCAGCAUAAAUGGAUCCAUUGUCCAGACUGAUUUUGCAAGUUCAACAUUUUUUGCUUUUUAUGGAUGGCUUGAUGCUGUACUCUUCCAGUUUAUUCCAAUGAUUGUGUUGUUCAUAUUCAAUAUCAUACUAAUAAUCUACCUCAGGAAACAUCGUCUGGUUCAGCGCGACCUUCAAACUCCGACCCAGAUUGCCAAAAAAAAAUACAACCUUGAACAGACACGUAUGAUUUUCUUGCUUAUAGGUAUUAUUGUGUUAUUUUUCUCAACCAUGGUACCAAGUUCGGUGAUGCAGCUGAUUGGCUACAGUAUACAGUUUGGUUCGGAUGUCUUCACCAAGUUUCAAGUCACAACAACUGUUCUCAUAGCAUUAAACUUCUCAUGCAAUUUCCUUUUAUAUUGUGCCAUCAACAAAAGGUUUUGGAUGACCUUCAAGAGGAUUUGCUGCUGUUGCUGCCAGAAUCGAAUUCAUCCGGUGAUGGAUGCUGUUGUGGCAGAGCAAGCUGUUGUGACCAGACUAAGAUUUUCUUAUGCCAGGAACAGGACAGAGUUUUCCAGGGGAGCCAGUGCUUUAACAACAGGGAUGACUCUCACCACUGAUAUUUCCCGAUCCAGGCCAAAUCCAGAACUUGUAGAACCUGUCUCAGAAUGUGAUAAAGAAAAUAGUGACGCGAGUAGAUAGGUGCAGUUUGAGAAGCUGGUUUAGAGAAUCUGAUGGCUUUGUCCGAUGCAGGUAUUUCUACAUCUGGAGCAGAACAGUCCUCUUCAGAACUAUGUGACAAAACUGGACAAAUGUUAUUUGUGAAUGUUUAACAAAAGAACAACUUACUUUCUGCAAUGUGGUUAUUGAAAAGUGAAAGAGAUUCAUUUUUAUAUAGAAUGUUUUACAAGUGAAAAAUGUAUAAUCACACCUCCAUACUGAGACGUUGUUCAGAUACAGUUGUUGUUAUUCAGCAGAGUCCGUUUUAUUGAAUGUGAACACUGAAGGGAACACAACACAACCAUAAGUGGUUGCAACGUGAUGUAACUUCCAACUCAAGAAGACUGACCAUCUCAGGGGUAGUCACUUGGAAGUGAAUUCUGGUAUGACCAAGUCUUGUCCACGACAGGACAUGGCGUUGGAUACCAGGUGUGACCAAGUCAUGUCUAGGACAGUGCGUGGGGUUGUUUACCAGGUAUGACCAAGUCUUGUCUAGGACAGUACGUGGGGUUGUAUACCAGGUGUGACCAAGUCUUGUCUAGGACAGGACAUGGGGUUGGAUACUAGGUGUGACCAAGUCUUGUCUAGGAUAGUACGUGGGGUUGUAUACCAGGUAUGACCAAGUCUUGUCUAGGACAGUACGUGGGGUUGGAUACUAGGUGUGACCAAGUCUUGUCUAGGACAGUACGUGGGGUUGUAUACCAGGUAUAACCAAGUCUUGUCUAGGACAGGACAUGGGGUUGGAUACUAGGUGUGACCAAGUCUUGUCUAGGACAGUACGUGGGGUUGUAUACCAGGUAUGAUCAAGUCUUGUCUAGGACAGUACGUGGGGUUGGAUACUAGGUGUGACCAAGUCUUGUCUAGGACCGCAUGUGGGGUUGUAUACCAGGUAUGACCAAGUCUUGUCUAGGACAGUACGUGGGGUUGGAUACUAGGUGUGACCAAGUCUUUUCUAGGACAGUACGUGGGGGUUGUAUACCAGGUGUAACCAAGUCUUGUCUAAGACAGUACAUGGGGUUGGAUACUAGGUGUGACCAAGUCUUGUCUAGGACAAUGCGUGGGGUUGUAUACCAGGUGUGACCAAGUCUUGUCUAGGACAGUACAUGGGGUUGGAUCUUAGGUGUGACCAAGUCUUGUCUAGGACAGUAUGUGGGGUUGGAUACUAGGUGUGACCAAGUCUUGUCUAGGACAGUACGUGGGGUUGGAUACUAGGUGUGACCAAGUCUUGUCUAGGACAGUACGUGGGGUUGUAUACAAGGUAUGACCAAGUCUUAUCUAGGACAGUACGUGGGGUUGUAUACCAGGUGUGACCAAGUCUUGUCUAGGACAGUACAUGGGGUUGGAUCUUAGGUGUGACCAAGUCUUGUCUAGGACAGUACGUGGGGUUGGAUACUAGGUGUGACCAAGUCUUGUCUAGGACAGUACGUGGGGUUGGAUACUAGGUGUGACCAAGUCUUAUCUAGGACAGUACGUGGGGUUGGAUACUAGGUGUGACCAAGUCUUGUCUAGGACAGUAUGUGGGGUUGGAUACUUGGUGUGACCAAGUCUUGUCUAGGACAGUACGUGGGGUUGGAUACCAGGUAUGACCAAGUCUUGUCUAGGACAGUACGUGGGGUUUGGAUACUAGGUGUGACCAAGUCUUGUCUAGGACAGUAUGUGGGGUUGGAUACUUGGUGUGACCAAGUCUAGUCUAGGACAGUACGUAGGGUUGUAUACCAGGUGUGACCAAGUCUUGUCUAGGACAGUAUGUGGGGUUGUAUACCAGGUGUGACCAAGUCUUGUCUAGGACAGUACGUGGGGUUGUAUACCAGGUGUGACCAAGUCUUAUCUAGGACAGUAUGUGGGGUUGUAUACCAGGUA